CACACACACAGAGAGAGACGCAUAGGCAGCCGCAGCAACAGCAACAACGUCGGCGCAGCGCAAUGACCGAGGAAUUGAAAGUGGUGCUGCGUCGCAGUCGCAGCGAGCAGCAUUCCGGUUUCGGUUUUUCGCUGCUUGGGACAACUGGACCGCCGCAUGUCAUCUACGACAUUGUCGAGAAUUCGCCGGCCGCCGAUUGCGGUGCGGUUGAAGCUGGCGACGUUAUAUUAAAAGUCAAUGGCAUCGAUGUGCAUCGCCACACAACGAAAGAAGUACUCAAGUGCUUGCGUCUGUCGGAGAAUUUAGUUACCUUGGAACUGAAACGAGAUCCAAAGUUAAAAGCGCGCAUUAAAGAGCAAUUGGCCAACACGCAGAGUCCGCAUUACGUGGACAUUGAAUCUCCCAUCAAUAUCUACGAUUAUAGCAGUAGUCCCAAGCAUCAACGUCAGCAUCAGCAUCAGCAUAAUAAGGGCGCGACCACGCCCACAAAUGCUGGUGGUUCGCCGGCGUUGCGCUAUAAAUCGCCAACGCAUUUGCCUUCGCUGCGCCAACAAUCGCCAACAGCAACUGCUGGAACAACAGCAAUCGUAACAACAACACAACAACAACACACGCACAGUCGCAACUCUUCCGGUGGUAGCUCGACCAAGAUCCAAAUGGUGGAAUCGAUCACCAGCAUUACGACAAGCAUAAGCAACAGUAAUUUAGUGGUUGCCACUUCUCCGACAGCAGCAGCUGUUGCCGGAGGCGCCGACAGCGUUGCCACAUCGCCCACAUUUCGACCCUCACGCAUUCCACAGGCACUGAAAGCCGUCGCCGCACCGCCCAAGUUGCCACAAUUGCAGUCGCCGCAGCACAAGCGACCACGACCCUCCCAAAUACCAACGAAGGCAGCCAACGGCGGCAACAACGGUCUGCAACAGUUGCCGUUGCAACACUCGAAUAGCUACAGCGGCAGUCCGGCCGUAAGCCGUCAGCGUUAUACAGAACGUAGCGAACCGGAACCGGAACCAAAUUCGGCACCGCCACAACCGGCGAAGGCGCCCCGCUUCGAAGCAUAUAUGAUGACCGGUGAUCUAAUCCUGAAUCUAUCCAGAACGCCACAGUCAAGCAAUCUGCUAACGGCGCAAGCCAAGAAGGUGGACAGUUUGCGUGACUUUCCCAAACGCAAUCUGGGUAAUGCGCGUCCAAAUGGCGCCUUAGCACCACGUGCCUCAGGCGAAUCUUCGCCCACAUCUUCCUCAUCAGUUGAUUCGCCCACCAAUACGGCCAGUUCGGAUUCGGUGAAGCGUGAGGCAAAGUUGCAACAACAACAACAAAGAGGCCAACAGCAGCAACAGCAGCAGCAACGUGACAGCAUCAAUAACAGUUACAAUCGUCGGGAUUCGUUGACCAACGAUACCUUGGUGUUGUGCGAGGAGCUGGAGCGGGAUGAGGAUGCCACCGUUGGUGACUACGGCGACAAUAAGCGACAACAGCAACAACGUCAAGCGCAGCAACAGCAACGCUAUCGACAACAGCAGCAACAGCACCAACAACAGCAACAAGAACAACAGCGCUAUGAGUACUACCAAAACGAGGACGAACUGGGGGAGGAGGAGGAUGGGGAUCCGGAGGAGCGUGAAGAGGAUCAAACGCACUACGACAUCACCAACAUCGAGACAUACCAGAGUGGACAGGGACGUGGCGACGACGAGGACGACAGCGAUCGUCAGUGUCUGGUUGAUGAUGAUGACGACGAGGACAAUGUUGACUACGAUGAGGAGGAGAACGAUGCCGGCGAUGAGGAGUACUCGACCAAUUCCCUAGGCUCCGGCUCGGCCAAACAACGGAUGCGUGCCCUCAAACAACGCAGCAUUUUGCGGCAACAACAACAGCUGCAACAGCAGCGAAAUCGUGAUGCCGUCGAUUGUGCCGGUCGUGGUGGAUUGGCGGCUGGCAUUGGUUAUUCGGUUGCCUCGACAUCCAACUCAUCGGGGACGGUGAAAAGCGAGGCGAUCUUGGGUCACGGCCAGGAUGAAACCUCGUACUCAGUGCCAACAUCACCCAUAUCGCUGUCGGCGCCGCUCAUCGACAAGGAGAUGGCCAGUUCGGUGCCGACCAGUCCCGAGCCCAGCUCUUUGGCUGCUGCUGUCGAGUCGAGCAAUGGUGGCGCCGGUGCUGGUUCUGGUGGUUCUGGGUCUGGUGGUGUUGUGGUGCGUCGCCACAAUGGUCAUGUGGUGCGCAAGUGUGAUGCAGCCGGUUUUCGUACCAGCAAAUCCGAGGAUCAUCUGCAGCAGAUACAGCGCGAGGGCAUUGCCGCUGUGAUACCCAUCGAUAUCGAUGAGGAUGUGAAUAGCUCGCUGAAUACGCUGCUCGAUACACGCCACGAUUCGGAGGAUUCGCAGUCGACAACAACGACGGCAUCAACGGUUAAGAACAACUCGUCGUCGGCGCUGAACAACAACGAGAACGCAAACGACGAGUUUGACUCGAGCAGCAACAACAAUAACAAUAACAAUGAGGCCACAGCCGAAUUGCCGCCAUUAUCACCAAGUAAAGCAGCAGCAACAACAACAACAACAAUAACCGCAACAGCAGUAUCAGCAACAACUAGCCGAGGCUGCAGCAACAAAUUAAACUAUAUUUUACGCAAAAAGGCAUCAAAUCGCGAUCGCAUCGUGUGGACUUACAAUGCCCCGCUGCAGCCACAUCAGUUGCAGCAACUGCAGCAACAGCAGCAACUGCAGCAACAGCAGCAACUGCAGCAACAGCAGCAACUGCAGCAACAGCAGCAGCAACAGCAGCAAUACUACGGUCAGCAAUCGCAUUCAAAUUCACAUUCAAGUUCCAUUAGUUCAUCACCACAGCAUUCGGCAGCCGGCAGUCCGGCCUCACCCACAUCGGUGUCCUCGUCCGUAAUGUCCUCGUCGGGCUCGAGGAGCGCACCAGUCGCUCAGCAGCAGCAGCAGCAGCAACUCGCACAGCAGCAGCAACUCGCGCAGCAGUCAACUGUUGGCACGCCGGGUCUGUUGGGCUGUCCAAAUGGUGGUGGUGCUAAUGGUGGUGGUGGUGGUGGUGGUAGUAGUGCUAAUGGUGGUGGUUUUGGCAACGAUCAGAGCGUCUCCGAGGCCAUCUCAAAUAUCUCUAGUCCCGACUAUCAAGACGACGAUAACUUAUUGAGUUCUCGCGAUAUUUUAGGCGGCAUGGUACUUAGCGAUCCCAGCGACUCGGACUCCACCAUUCUCGUCUCGGAUGCGGCCGCCCAGCAGCGCCAGCAGCAGCAGCAACACAAACAACAGCUGCGUGCCCAGCAACAGCAGCAGCGGGAGCGAGAGCGGGAACGUGAACGUGAUCCCUCAGAGCAUAAGCUGGUCAUCCAGGUGCGUGGCAAGGAUAGCAAUGCGAGCAAUACGAGCAGCGCCGCCACACGAUCCUCCGAGGAGGAUGGCGGCGGUGGCGGCAACAACAACAGCACCGAGGAGCCGCUCACAGCUUUGGCAACGGCUGGCCGGGAUGGAUCACCGCCCGUUUCGGAUGAUGGCAGCGAUGUGGAGUCGCUGCACUCGUAUCAUUACUCACCCAAGGCGGUGGACAUGCCAUCGGCCAUACGCCUGGCCAAAAGACUGUAUUCCCUCGAUGGUUUCAAGAAGAGCGACGUGUCGCGGCAUCUCAGCAAAAACAACGACUUUAGCCGCGCUGUGGCCGAUGAAUAUCUGAAGCAUUUUAAUUUCGAUAAGAAAUCCUUGGAUCUAGCACUGCGCGAAUUCCUGCAGCAAUUCUCGCUGUCGGGCGAGACACAGGAGCGUGAACGCGUCCUUGUGCAUUUCUCGAAACGUUUCCUCGACUGCAAUCCGGGCACGUUCAACUCACAGGAUGCGGUCCACACGCUCACCUGCGCCAUUAUGCUGCUGAACACAGAUCUGCAUGGGCAGAACAUCAAUCGCAAAAUGAGCUGUGCCGAGUUCGUUGACAAUUUGGCCGAUCUCAACGAUGGCGAGAACUUUCCCAAGGAUGUGCUCAAGUAUUUGCAUCAGGCCAUCAAAACGAAGCCGCUCGAAUGGGCGCUUGAUGAGGAAACUGCCGAAUCGCAGCAGCAGCGUGCCAAUAAUAAUACUACACUGACUGGCGUCAGUCAGAAUCCGUUCCUGGAUGCACCCGAAUCAGCCACAGCCAUUGAGUACAAAAAAGGCUACGUGAUGCGCAAAUGCUGCUACGAUACUAGUUUUAAGAAGACACCAUUUGGUAAACGUUCGUGGAAAAUGUUUUUCAUAACGCUGCGCGAUCUUGUUCUAUAUCUGCACAAGGACGAGCACGGCUUUCGCAAAAGUCAAAUGUCCGACAAUCUGCACAAUGCGAUACGCAUACAUCACGCACUGGCCACUAUGGCCAAUGACUACACUAAGAAGCAACAUGUGUUCCGGCUGCAAACCGCCGAUCAGGCUGAGUAUCUCUUCCAAACGAGCGACUCCAAGGAGCUGCACUCCUGGGUGGAGACAAUUAAUUAUGUUUGUGCAGCGUUUUCAGCGCCCCCACUCGAAGGCGGCGUCGGCAGUCAGAAGCGUUUCCAGCGCCCUCUGUUGCCCAGUGCGCAAACCAAGCUGCUAAUGAAGGAACAGCUCGAGUCGCAUGAGGUGCAAGUGGCUCAGUUAAAGCAUGAGCUAAAUGAGCAUCAAAAGGCGCCAGUGCCUAGCAAAGGAUUGCCUUUGCAGAACUUUAAAGAGAAGGAGAGCUAUUUGCAAUAUGAGCUCCGUCGCUAUGAGGCGUAUGUAAGCAUUCUAACUGCCAAGCUGCUCGCCGAUCAGCAGCAGCCAUUGGAAUUGCAACCGAUAACAACGACAACAACAACACCAACGCUCGAGGAGGACGCAGACACAUUCCCCGUGGGCAACAGUAGCGCGCCCACAACGCCGCAAAGUAUUAACAGUCAACAGCAGCAGCAACAACAGCAGCAGCAGCAGCAGCAGUCAACUAAUAGCAGCAGCAGCAGCAGCAGCAGGUACAGUCAGCAACAGCAGCUGCGGGCAAGGAACUCCUCAUCCAGCGGCAAUGCCCAACAGGACAUUGGCUGACGCGUAAUGGGAGUUUUCUCAGCUUGUGUGGUUUAAUUGCAAAUACCCUUACCCAUUUCUUAAAAUGUUUCUUUCUUUUUGUUUACGUGUUGUGUUCCUUGGUUUCCGCUUGUUUUUGUUUUUGUUGUCAUUGUUGGUCAGCUUGUUUUCAAUUAGUUGUUAUCCACACUUGUGUAAAUACAAAAUGUUGUUCAAAAUGGUUUGUGCACACCUUUGUCCUUCUCUGUCCUGUGUCCUGUGUCCUCUGUCCUUCGCCCCAAGCGUGCAAUUAUCAGAUCACGCAAAAAGCUUUAAUCAUCAAUUAUCAAAUGCCUAAACAAUAAUUCAGACUUACAAGUUGCGCUCGCGUAGGCAAUUAAAAUAUAUAUAUAUCAAGCAAAAAAAAGGCCUAAUCUAAUUAGUUCAUAUAAAAUAGAUUUAUUUCUUUGUUCUUUUUUUGUUGUUCUUAAACAAACGAAAGCCACACAACUUACUGUGAAAACUCUAAGGAAAAUUAAUAGAAUUUUAAGCGAACAAAAGUUGAACAAAUCAAAAAGAAAAAAAAACAAAAACAAAAAAACAACGUUUUUUGUAGCACUCGUAGUAAAAACUCAAAUUUUUGGCGUUAAAAACAAUAUAUAGAAGACAAAAGAAAAAAAGAGAAGAACUCAAAUGUGGUUCAAAAGUAGUUACGUUUAAUGUUUAUACCUUGCCGAACAAAAGCAUUCUAAAUAUACAUAAUACAUACAUAUUAAAUCGGAUAUAUCGUUUUCAAAGCGAAUUCAAAAUCGAAAACAUUUUAAUAUAGAGUUAUAAUAUGAUUAGAGCUCUUUGAGACAUAUGCGCACAUUAUAAUGUUUCUGUUGAUACAUACAUAUACAUAUGUAAUUGUCGCCUAUAGUUGUUGGACAUACACACACACACACAAUCACACACACACACACACAUCAUGCAUACUCUGAUGUAUACUAUGUAUAAGAUUCAUGCUAACAAAGUGGACAAAAAACCCAUGCGAAAAAACAAACAAACAACAAAACAAUGCUGCUUGUGUUUUCAGCAUUAAUUAAUUCCCUCAAUAUUCUGUUGCGUUAUGUUUCACAUGAAAAAAAAAAACAAAAAAACGACAAAGCACAAAACCAAACACAAAGAAUUCUUGAAUUUUUACAGAUGGUUCGGCGGCGCCUGCUGUUGUCUCGCGCCCUGGCGGCAAUUGCUCUCCUAUUUCGAAUGCA
Messenger RNA from Drosophila grimshawi, 6262 nucleotides. RefSeq names its product PH and SEC7 domain-containing protein (gene Efa6). The record is from RefSeq and is a predicted model, not a curated record. Lineage: Eukaryota; Metazoa; Arthropoda; Insecta; Diptera; Drosophilidae. Bases 63 to 5051 code for a protein of 1662 amino acids. Gene Ontology annotation, biological process: regulation of ARF protein signal transduction. The transcript is spliced from 13 exons. Gene Ontology annotation, molecular function: guanyl-nucleotide exchange factor activity; protein binding; phospholipid binding.